AUGAGGGCAGCUGGUGACGGUGGUGAGCCAGUCGAAUCUUACGAGAGCUCUUACUGUCUGGAAGACAACGUCUGUACCAGACAAAUCUUUUUUGACUGGUACCGUUUACCGAAUCCUCUCAAAUUCCUCUGGCAAACCAAUCACCAUGAUGGCGAUCAUAGCGCCACGCUUCCACCAGAAGCGUUGGGGCUUAUCUUUGAGAAUUUGCGCGACAUCUUGAUGUCAACUGUCUAUGAUCUCGAGUUCCCCCAGGCCCACAUGGAAGAUAUUCCCAGUGAUCGUGGGAUCAACCGGUGGAUCGACGUUACCUUGGUCUGCCGUCGUUGGCACUGUGUUGCCCUCCUUUGCCCAUCGCUAUGGGCAUACAUAUAUGUCCCGGAUUGUUCUUCUAAUACCGCUCCACGCAUGAUGAGCAUCUUUCUCAAACGAUCACGUGCAACUCCAUUACAUGUCCAUCUAAACCUUUCUGACGAGAGCUCUCAGGGCAACCCCCUCUUCCAGGAGCUGUCCGAGCACCUAGCGCGUGUUAAAUCUUUGCGCCUCUACGGCGUCCCCAUGCAAAUGGAUCAUACAUCUGAAGAUUUCCUUUUCCUCGCCCAUCCUGCGCCAAUCCUCACGAACUUGCACAUUUCUGGGGAAGGGGAAGGCAUCAUUCCUGAUUCCACAUUUCAAGGCCGCUGCCUGCCUGAAUUGAAGAGGCUCUCCUUCUCUGGAGUUCAUGCCUGGCCUCUUGCUUGCUUUACUCAACUCACACAUCUAUCGUUGGCUGAUCAGCGAUAUAUGGAACUGCGGUGGACAAUGGGUGAAUUUAUCGAAGCCCUAAACGGUUGUCCGGGCCUCGUUGAGCUCCAUCUCUUGAUGGCGGGACCGUUGUCGUCAACUGAUAAAGCCGGCACCCGCUCCCAGGGAGUUUUGUUGAACCACCUGAGCCAGAUCAAUUUCAGAGAGAUUACCUGUGCAGACAAUCCAGGAGAUUUGCUAUUCCACCUCAAAUAUCCCAGCUCCACUUUGGUUAUACUUCAGCCCGAAGAGCCCUUCACCACUCCACUUUUCAAGUCAAUGUUUACACCUCCUCUUCUUCCUCCCUUCCUUUCACAUGCUCAAUCUAUGGAGAUUAUGCAUGGAGAGAUGGAAGCGCUCAUGGUAUGCGAAGACACGGUUUGUCUCCUGGUUUCCGACGCUGAAGAUGGUUUAUUUCCAUUCUCUGAUCUCCUUCACUUGUUCCUCAACGUGGUUAUGCUAACCCUCCACUUCCCCGUUGUUAUCGAGGAACCCUCUUGGUUGGAGGUACUGGAAACCGUACCAGCUCUCAACUUGCUCAGAAUGGAGGGCCCUGGAAAAGAAACCAUUCUUUGUUUGAUGGAUGUGCUCAGCUUGGAGGGUGGCCGUGGUCCUCUGUGCAAUUCGCUGGAAGCGGUUUUAGUCUAUUCACCGCAGGCAACAAACCUUGAAGGAGUGGCUAGCCGAGUCAUCGUUCACGAGCGGCCGAUGCCCUGCGUUCCGUGCCAAUUCAUUUUCCACCAGCAGGUCAUGCCUUGUCACGUGAGAACUGUGACCGUCACCCUACAGAAGCGCGUCAAAAUUUUUGCAAAAUUUCAACAGCCAUUGCCUCACCAUAUUCCCCGAAGACAUGGUCCAUUAAGCCCACCCUUUCGAAUUUGCGCGACCGGUUAUGCGGAAUGGACGCGCCUGAAAACCUCCAAAAGUUUUGCCUUCAGCGCGAAUACUCGAGCCCGGGAAUACGUGUUUGAAGUCCAACCUUGGAAUCGUGAUCUCGACUUCGAUAGCCUUGUCUUACAAACCUUUCAAGACGUGUGCAAUGGGGGCGACCCAUUUGGCUCAAGCUCACCUCUCACAAGCCCGGAAGCAUCGGCGCCGCCUUCUCCUACUCUCCUCGCACAGGAAGUGACUCCCACAGACUUCAUCUCCUCAAUGGACCAGCCAGGCUCAGGCCCCGUCCGUCCGACCAAGUCAAACCACGCCAAGCGUCAGAGCCAUGGCAACCGGCGGAAGAGGCGCAAGGAGGAGAAAGACCACCAGAAUUUAAAUAAUGAGGUCACCAUAUACGAGCCACGGGCAUCCACCCGCCGCAAACACGUUCAACCAUCUUCUGCCCUUCCCUUAGGUGUGGACAGCGAAAACCGACUCCUCGCUGCAUCCACGGGCUAUGUAGGCUCCAGGGGGUCUGGGAGGGGUGGCCGAAGGAUACUCCCACUCCAGAUCCUCAUUGAGCCAAAGUCUUCCUUUGGGCUCGAGCUCAAGCAAUGGGACGGAAGGACCACUUUCCCAAUCAUCGAUCGGAAGCGUCGCGUGAUUGCUGUUCUGGUUGGUCGCCCCGACAAUGACGUUGGUUGCUCGGGGGUUUCUCAGGAGUGGCAGCGACUAAAUGACUUAGCCUGCCAAGCCCUGGAAGAUGCUAGAUCAAGACUCACCUUUGGCUCCAAAGAGAAGGUACACCGCCGUGGUCGAUUUCCUGCUCUCGGUGUCGGUAUAUCUCACGGCGGCGGGCAAACUCGGCCUGGGAACCUCUGCCACUCUUUGCAUAACACGCUAAUUCUCCAGCAACUGCUUGCCAAUGAGGCGUUCGUUCGAUUUUCUGGGUUUGUGACCGGAGCCUUCGGGACGUGGGCCCCAAAACUUCAUGCCUAUUACGUGGAAGCCCUCAACAAGUUACUCAAGCAUGACCCGAAACUGUUCCUCAAUUUUGUUAACGGCGUAUGGGCUGCAGCCACCUUCAACUUCGGCCCAAAAACCGUCUGCUUCAAGCACAAAGACUUUGCAAACCUUUGGCAUGGUUGGUGCGGCAUAACGGCGCUUGGGAACUACAACCCACAGCUCAGGGGCCACAUUAUCUUCUGGCAGCUCGGCCUCAUCAUUCAGUUUCCACCAGCAUCAAGCAUUUUGAUUCCUUCGGCAUCCGUGGAUCACCAAAAUGUGCCCAUUGGGCCAGACGAGCGCAGGUAUUCCUUUACGCAGUACACUGCUGGUUCACUAUUUAGAUGGGUUGAACAUGGCUUCCAAAAAGAAGACGAGUAUCUUGAGUCAUUGACGACGAAGGGCCGGGAGCAGGAGUUGAAGAGAAAGUCGGAAUUGACGAAGAAGGGUUUAGACAUGUUUUCUACAAUUGACGAACUAGCUCAUGUCCACACAGUGCUGGAUCAUCCAAACGUUCCAAAGUCGUCAUAUGCAGGUGAUGACAAUCGCCUCCUAUGGACGCGCAACGGUCGUCGACGCUCCCACAUCUCUGUAACUAGCUCCUCGGUGUCCGGCUUGCCGCCGACGCAAAACCAAGUCGUGGCCGAUCUUAGCUUGUCGGAGUGGAUAAAGAUUGUCAAGGAAGAAGUCAUUUGGAGAUCUGAGCUCCCCGUUUCAAAUCCUGACACACCUCUCAAGUUCGUCAAUGAUCCCAUGCAACACGGGGAAUAUGUACCGCCAACAGAGGCCCAGCUCUCGAGGCCAAACUGGGGCACGCAUGCCCUCCUUAACCUGCCAGUCAAUUCCCCUUAUCUCGACAAUGAGAAUCGGCUCUCUCGUAUGGAGCUCAGAUCUGAUGGUCGUGCUCUCAUGGACCAUAUCCGCGAGGAGCUGCAACAGAUGGAUCGACAAAAAGAGCUACAGUGGGCGCAACAAAGGCAUACCCAUUCCCUCGACGCAGUCCUUGUGAAUACUGAAAUCCAUUUCCAUAAACGCGGCCCUCAGAAUCCCAUCGUAAAAGCGGUAUCGCUCGUCUCCCUUGUCAUGCAGUACAUCUACCGUACUCCUCGCAGAGCGCUUCGCCCACUACUUGCCGGCAUUCAAGAUACACUCAAAUUGGCUGGAACCUCGCCAGAUAUAGUGAAGCAGAUUCCUAAGGAUCCCCGCUCAGCUUCAUCCGAGUUUCGGCUAGACAGCGUUACCCGCUCCUUCCUCUCUUGUCCCUCGUGUCAUUCUCUUUAUCCCUAUAACCCUGGGGAUAAUCCCUCAGACCCCGCCCAUCCCUCCGUCUCUCAUUGCACAUUCACGAAAACUCCAUCGAGCUCUGCAUGUGGAGCAGCCCUCUGGAUGAGUCAUCGUUUGGGGCCGGAGUUGACAAUUCUCAAGCCCUGUAGGCGUUAUCUUCACCAAGAUUUGAAAUCUUGGGUGGGCCGUCUCCUAUCUCGCAAGGGAAUUGAAGAUACUUUUGAAAGUGCACCUCGGGGGCCCAUCACGGAUCCCGAUGCUCCCAUCGAUGAUAUCUGGCUUUCCCGGGUCUUUCAAAACUUGAAAGAUUCAACUGGUCAACCGUUUUUGCCCGGUGCACCUGGAGAAGGGCGUUUAGUCUUCAGCUUUGCGACCGAUGCCUUCCAUCCAUUAGGGAGCAAGACGGCCAAACAAACUAUCUCUUCUACUGGAAUUUGGCUCGUCUGUCUCAAUUUUCCCGAACACCUGCGGUACCUUCAGGAAAACAUUUUUUUUGCAGGGGUGAUAGAGGGUCCUGAAAAACCAUCGAAUGAGAAAAUCAACCCAUAUAUCCAGUUGGUUGUGAACGACAUGCUUGAAUUUUGGGAUCCAGGCGUUUUUUUCUCUCGAACCUUCAAGUAUAAAUUUGGCAGAUUAUAUAAGGCUAUGCUCGUGCCUGUCAUCGCAGAUAUGCUGGCUCUUCGUCAGGUCAUGGGUCUUCCUGGCUCAACGACGGCUCAUUACUUCUGCACCUUUUGUGACCUUGACUUUGACGACAUCGAGGUCUUUGAUCGGGCCGAGUGGCCGAAAAAAAACUCGGACCAUAUUCGAUUUUUUGCAAAGCUAUGGAAAAAAGCCUCGUGCGAAAAGCACCAGCAGGCCAUAUUCGAGGCCACAGGCUUGCGUUGGUCCGCUCUCUUUGAUCUCCCGUAUUGGGAUCCGACGCUGUAUGCAAUAAUUGACUCUAUGCAUGCUCUUGAUCUCAACCUUAUUCAAAAUCACCUCCGGCUCAACUUUCAGAUUGACCCAGAUACAAAAGGGGGGGACGGAACGGUAUCAGGACCCUGGGUUUCGAAAGAUCCGUUGGUAUCUUCGAAAAACGACAUCAAGGCUCUGGACAAGUGCCAAAAGCUAGUGCAAGAAAACCAUCCGAAACUUCUCUACAAGCUCCUGGAUUUCAAUCGCAAAGUUCUUUACACAUUUUGCGUGGAGCACGACGUCAAGGGCCCUGGUCAUACAAAGGUAGUUGGAACGAGAUGGGUGCUUGCCAGGAACAUACAUCAUUGGCGACAGGGAUCAAAUCCUGAAUUACUUGCAUUUCUAUCCUCGGCACUGACUAUGGAUGGGAGCACGACGGAAGCUAACGAUGAGGGAGUAACAGCAGCGAACGGCCCGAGGAGUUCAACGGAAGCAGAGAACAUCGAACAAACUGGUGAAAGUGAUCAGGAAUCCGCUGGCCCCCACUCUCCCCGCGGCGAAGAAAAUUUUCUCGAUGAGGAGCCAGAGACCGUUGAUACUGGAGUCGCUGCAGAUGAUGUCGACCCGAAGCGUGUCGCACGAGUAAUUCGUCAUCUCAUCGAUAAGGAUGAUCUCGAAGGAUCAAGGAAAAAAGCGUACACCUAUGCGAAUAAUCCUGUUUUGAUUUACUUAUGCGAGCUUUUGGGAAUUGAUCACGGCCACGUCAAUCUAAAGAAAAGAAACACAGCUAAAUCUCAGUUGUUCCAGGCCGUCAUAUCCGCCAUAGAUAAUAACCCGGAAAAUACCGCCAAACUUUCGUCCACCCAACCUGAAGUUGGUUCUCGAGCUGUCUUGGGUAGCGAUGUCAUGGAGGCCGUCUGGGAAGAUAUGGCGUUCACACAGCUUCCGUCAUGGGUCGGUUUGGUGCCUCGCAACUGGGGCACUGCCAAACGGGGGAAGCUUACCGCAGACAACUGGCGGGUGAUUUGCACGGUUCAUUUACCCAUCACCUUAAUCCGACUGUGGAAGGACGAAACUGGCCGCAAAGCAGAACUCCUGCAAAAUUUCAUGGACCUGGCUACUGCGGUACGCAUUGCCAACAUGCGUGUUUCUUCCAAAAAUCAAGUUCGGGCCUAUAAUUUUCAUAUUUCUCGCUAUGCAAGCGCACUCCCGACCCUUUUCCCAGAUGUCUCAAUCAAGCCUACUGUUCACGCGGCGCUUCACCUUGGCGACAUUAUGGACCUGUUUGGACCUGUCCAUUCACACAGCGCGCCCUUCUAUGAACGAUAUAUCUAUUUUUUGCAGCAACUGAACACUAAUAAAAAAUUGGGUGCAUAUUCACUCCAUAUUGAUCAGUACCUGUCGCUGAUCAUGACCCCCCCCCCCUCUCUCUCUACAGGCGAUCUGGAAACAACAUUCAUGAAGGUAUCAUCCCGAACAGCUAAUCUUCGUGCGAUUCUUGCCGAUGACGAAGCGGUACGCCAAAAUGUCAUGGAGCUGGUAAAAAGCAUAAAGGCAAUUGAGCAGGAAGACAUCCGUGGCUUCCGCCUUGCAAGCAUGCUGGAUCCUACGCUACCUGAUUACGCAGACUCAAGUCUAGCGCCUUUCACGCUCAGUGGGGAACCAUACCAGCUUCUAUGUGGCAUCUUAGGAAGUAAUCCGUUGAACGGCAAUGCAGUCCGUCCCCAUGCUGAGGCUUUCUCUUUAAAUCGCAUUGCAAGACGCGGCGUGUCAUAUGGAACAUGCGCAUCUCCAUCAUUCCGUGAUAGUGCAAUCAUUUUUAGGGGGAGUAGCAGUGUCUCACCGCACGCUCAUGACCUCCACAAGACGGGAAGGAUCGAGAAAAUCUUCCAGCAUGUCUAUCAAGGAAUCAAAACAUUCUACUUGGUUGUUCGAGAGCACCAGAGGAUCGAUCCUAGCAUCGACCCGUAUGUCAGGUUCGGUUUCGCGGGGGGGUAUCUAUGUGAGAAGGUGCCAAGACUACUCCACCUUAUCAUGCUCGAACAGGUUGUAUCACACUUUGCCAUGACAAAUCUGCGCAGCGAUGGGCAGAAAUACCUUAUCCAUGCCCUACCAAUCGAUCGGCUCAUGUUGUCCUUCAAACUAUCUGAAGAUAUUCAUGCCGGGGGAACGAAUUUCAGCAAUGAUGAACAGACUAGUACUGCUCCCGUGGAUCAGCCCUAG
Messenger RNA from Laccaria bicolor S238N-H82, 7059 nucleotides. RefSeq lists its product as uncharacterized. The record is from RefSeq and is a predicted model, not a curated record. Bases 1 to 7059 code for a protein of 2352 amino acids. Lineage: Eukaryota; Fungi; Basidiomycota; Agaricomycetes; Agaricales; Hydnangiaceae. The transcript has 16 exons.